AUGGAUGGACUUUUGAUCAACACCGAAGAUAUCUACACGCUGGUUACAAAUGAAAUUUUGACUGAAUAUGGGAAAGGGCCUCUUACAUGGGACUUGAAGGUUCAGCUCCAAGGCUUGCCUGGACCUGAGGCAUGCCGUAAGGUUUUGGAUCAUUUCCAAUUACCCGUGACACCCCAGGAGUUCGACCGGAAAAACAUUGAACUUCAGUGCAAAAUGUGGCCCAAGUGUUCUUUCUUGCCAGGUGCUUUGGACUUGAUUAGGUAUCUGCACUCUAAAAACAUCCCGAUUGCGUUGUGCACUUCUUCUGCGAAACAUAAAUUUGAAGGUAAAACCAGCCAUUUAAAGCAUGGAUUUGAGCUGUUCGACGCAAUUGUAACCGGAGAUGACCCAAGAAUUCCACCUGGGAGAGGUAAACCUUUCCCAGAUAUAUGGUUAGUGGGGCUAAAAGAGCUGAAUAACAAAUUCAAGGCAAACAUUCAGCCCGAGGAAUGCCUUAUUUUCGAAGAUGGUGUCCCCGGUGUGACAGCGGCAAAAGCCGCAGGGGGCUACGUUGUGUGGAUACCGCACCCAGACGCAUAUGAUGUUUUAGGUGAUACUGAUGCUAUUUUGGAUGGCAAGGGUGAACUUAUCAGCUCCUUGGUUCACCUUGACAAGGCGAAAUUUGGGCUUUAA
Messenger RNA from Lachancea thermotolerans CBS 6340, 672 nucleotides. Its product is annotated as haloacid dehalogenase superfamily protein. The record is from RefSeq and is a predicted model, not a curated record. Bases 1 to 672 code for a protein of 223 amino acids. Gene Ontology annotation, molecular function: phosphatase activity. Lineage: Eukaryota; Fungi; Ascomycota; Saccharomycetes; Saccharomycetales; Saccharomycetaceae. The transcript has a single exon.